AGCACAUAGUCAGUGCGGAUAAGAAGCCCUGCAGCCUGUAGAGCUCCUCAAACCUGCUGGAGUAAAGAGCUGAGGAGGAUUUCAACUGAGGUUCAAGACAUUUGUGAGGUAUUCAUCAGCUUCGGAGAAGAAGCUCUGGAAUUCUCGGAGGAUUAAAACACGACCAGACAUCAUUUCUGAUUUAGUGAUUUCCAUCUACCACCACCCUCACCACCACCCUCUCCGCACCAUGUUCAGAGUGCUGUGUCUCGCACUGCUUCUCUUGGCCACUCAUCUGUCCUCCAGCCUCUUCCUGCCCGACUCUCCUGAGCUUCGGCGGCUGCUGAGUCGCUAUGAGAACGAGCUGGAGACCAACGUCACGUCCUCGACGUCAAGCUCGCGUGUCCGCCGCGCCAUACCGUGGUCAGAUCGUGAGGAGAUCCUUCUUCUGCACAACAAAUUGAGAGGUGCCGUCUAUCCAACUGCCUCUAACAUGGAGUACAUGAUAUGGGAUAAUGAACUGGAGCGUUCUGCUACACACUGGGCUGAACAGUGUCAGUGGGAUCACGGACCCCAUGACCUGCUUAUGUCUAUUGGACAAAAUCUGGCAGUGCACUGGGGCAGGUACCGUUCCCCCGCUUACCACGUCCAGGCCUGGUACGAUGAGGUGAAGGACUACACGUUUCCAUACCCACACGAGUGCAACCCCUGGUGCCCCGAACGCUGCUCUGGACCCAUGUGUACUCACUACACGCAGAUCGUCUGGGCCACCACCAACCGCGUCGGUUGUGCUGUCCACGUGUGUCCAAGCAUGAACGUGUGGGGGGAGACGUGGCAGAACGCCGUCUACCUCGUGUGCAACUACUCGCCAAAGGGAAACUGGAUCGGGGAGGCGCCUUACCAGCAUGGACGUUCAUGUUCUCAGUGUCCUCCCAGCUAUGGUGGAGUCUGCAAGGACAAUUUGUGCUACAAGGGAGCUCCUCAACGUCCUGAGACUCCAGACAUGAAUGAAGUGGAGAAGCCUCAGGUUCCUGUGCAGGCAGAGAUCCCUGUGGUCAGGCCUAAACCCAAACCCAAACCCAAACCCAAACCUUCUCCACCCAAAAAACCCACUCCGCCUCACACCACUCGUACCAACUUCCUGACUCAAAACAUCAAGUGUGAGACGAAGAUGAGGGACAAGUGCAAAGGUGUAACCUGUAACAGGUAUAACUGCCCUGCUAACUGCUUAUACAGCAACGCUAAAGUCUGGGGCACGCUCUACUACGACGUGCAAUCAAGUAUCUGCCGUGCUGCCAUCCAUUACGGAGUCAUCGAUAAUAACGGAGGCCUGGUGGAAGUGGCGAGGAAAAACAGUUUCCCCUUUUUCGUUAAAGCCACAAAGAACGGAGUUGAGUCUUUCAGUAAAUAUAAAACCGCCAAUGCUUUUCUGGUAGCCAAAGUGGAAAUAAGAUCCAUUGACUGCUACACCAGAGCGGCUGAUAUUUGCCCCUUCAGCAACCAGCACACCACCUGCCCGAGGGUUAAGUGCCCAGCUAGCUGUAAGAAUCAGCCCUCGUACUGGGCUCCGGUGAUCGGCUCCGGCAUCUACGCAGACACCUCUAGUAUCUGCCGGGCUGCUCUCCAUGCUGGUGUGCUUAAAGCUUCAGGAGGACAUGUGGACAUCUUGGCUAUGGAUAAGAAGAACAGCUACACAGGCAGCCUGAAGAACGGCGUCCAGUCUGAAAGUAAACCCCAGUCACAGGGCGGCUCCUUCCGCGUCUUCACCGUGCGAGAGUGAUGCGUCUCAACACACAGCGUCUCCCGGUCACUUUUCCAGGGACACACAGUCUACUCAUCAGGAAAAAAAAUUUGUGUGGAAUUCUCUCUCUCUCGGUUUGACAGCGAGGAGACACAUAACACCAUCAGACCUUCCUUCCUCAUCAUCUUCUACCUGGAUCGUUCCCGAUGUCUUCUUACUCGUUUAUUUUUAUACUAUUUACACGUACGUGGUGGCUGACAGGACGAUGUUUACCAGCAGUGCUGGCUUUAUAUAUAUUCAGUCAUUUUUUGAUCUUUUACUAAAGAAUAUAAAUAUAUUGAUCACACUGUAUUUAAUCGUCGUUUUGUUUUGUACAGCUUUUCUCUGUGAUUUUUUUUCUUUCUGCUGCACUUUCUUACUCCAAGCUUGUUUUCUAGCAUUUUAUUUUGGAUCCUGUUCAGUUUAUAUAGUUCAGGGUGGCAAGGGAGCAGGCAGCAGCGCUCAGCAUCUGGGGAAAAGCACCAGUGAGCUUUGUUCUAUCGGCCAGAGGAACCUUCGUGAACUGUGGGGUAGACAGAUUCUCUGUGUAGGAAUGGGAAAGGAAGGAGGAGGAAAGGCAACGCUCCAAAUAAAAGAGACCUUUCCUGUAGGCUUGUGUUAAAGCUUUCCAGAAUCAAUAACGUAAAAGUUUCACCCAAGGUGUAAAAACAAUGAAGCAGCCAUCCAGAAGUCCGAGGAGAAAAGAAAACCGAGCACACGUGAGCCGGAUUCUUGCCUCGGUAACAUCCCAGCUAACGAAUCCUCCAUUCUGACUCGUCAAAAAUUGUUGAUUCAUUUUCAGCAGCUGCAAAUCACAGGAUAUACUGUAUGAAUACGCUCAUGUUAAUAUUCUAAUAUCUUAGCGUUUCUAUAGCAACAGCUCAUUAACAGGGACUUGUACAGAAGCUAAUAAUUACCCGCGAGAGAUAAUAAGCCACAUCACACCGCAAUGACCAUCCACAUGCCCUGAAGUGUUUUAUUCCUUAAACAAAAUUAAAACAUUUUCCAUCUUAAAAGUCCUGAAAAGAAUCAAGAAUAAAGACAUGAAAAAUAACUAUUUUGAAUACGAAAUUGUAAAUUUACUCCCACCAACACUGUGUUAACAUUUAAAAAAUUAUUUUCGUUGGAAUGUUUAAAGUUUUUAAAGUAUUCAAAAAAACAAAACAAACGCGUUUAAUUCUAAGCGCUAAAAGCUCACGUUCACGAAAUGUUCAUCCAAAAAACUUUCAGUUAGGAUAAUGUAUAAAAAUCAGUUCUUCACUGAUUCAUUCUUCACAGUUCAUUUCUCCACUGAUAAAUGACUGAGCUGAAAAUCUUCAUCUAAAUGUUUGUCUUUCUGUCCGUCUUCGUGUGCUACCUCAGUCUUUUGCUACAGCUUACGUGUUUUCUGGGUUUUGUUUUCUUUCGUUUUUUUUUUUUUAAACGAUUUGUACAGAUUCUUAAAAUUGUGUAAAUAUUUUGAUUUAUAACUGUUUUUUUUAAAUAGUUGUGGAUGCGAAGGUAUGUUUUCUAUGAAAGUACGUUUUUAUGCUUUUGUAUCUUUUUAUUAUUACUUUAUGAUGUUUUAAAAAAUUCAAAAUAGUUGGAAAUUUGUAGUUCUGUCCGUAUAUAUAUAUAUCCUUUAUUUUAAUGAAACUGUAAUUUUUAUUAUGACGUUUUAUUCAUGAAGGUUUGUGUUGGAUUUGGAUUUGAUUGAUGUUUUUUCACUUGGCACCUACUGCAGGUAGUGAAUGCUAUUUUUGCACAAAACUGAAAAUAAAGUUGAAUGAUAGCCUA
Tachysurus vachellii is the source of this 3535-nucleotide messenger RNA. It is a transcript of the gene crispld2, whose product is annotated as cysteine-rich secretory protein LCCL domain containing 2. Lineage: Eukaryota; Metazoa; Chordata; Actinopteri; Siluriformes; Bagridae. The transcript is spliced from 15 exons. Gene Ontology annotation, cellular component: extracellular region. Bases 230 to 1759 code for a protein of 509 amino acids. The record is from RefSeq and is a predicted model, not a curated record.